AGCCAACUCUCAACACCUUCCCUUCCCCUUCCUACAUUCCUCGUCCUCCUCAGUCUCUCCCCUCUCAUCCCCCAACCCAAAGGAUCCCUCCUCUUCACACUCCGUCUCGCCACAUUCGGAGCUCGGAUCCAACCACUGCUUAUCCCACCCGAUCCCUCCCAAAUCACCCACGCACCCGAUUCGCUCCUCCCCUGCAAAGAGAGGUCUAUACCCCUACCUUGAUUCGGCGGCCGGCGCCAUGGCGAGCGGCAGCGAGCAGCCGCAGGCGGAGACCGAGCCCGAGGCGGUGGAGCUCGUGCUGUUCCAGGUCGCCGAGUGCUACGUCUAUCUGAUACCUCCUAGGAAGACGGCCGCCUCUUACAGGGCUGAUGAGUGGAAUGUCAACAAAUGGGCUUGGGAAGGGGCACUUAAGGUUGCCAGCAAGGGAGAAGAAUGUAUCAUCAAACUAGAAGACAAGAGCACUGGUGAGCUGUAUGCUAGGGCAUUUCUGAGAGAAGGCGAACCACAUCCGGUGGAAGCUGUAAUUGAUAGCAGCAGGUCGGUAUAUAUUGCUGCCACAGGGCAGUCUAAUUGUAUAAUGAAAUGUGUGCCUUUGCAGUUCCAUUCUGGGUUAGACACCGCAAAUACUCUAUUAGCAGAACCUGAAACGAUUCUUAUUGCUUGCAGAUAUUUUGUACUUCGCGUUGAAGAGAAUAUAGAUGGGCGUCAGCGUCAUGCUUUUAUAGGUUUAGGCUUCCGUGAAAGAACUGAAGCAUAUGACUUCCAAGCUGCUCUACAUGACCAUAUGAAAUAUCUAAACAAGAAGAAGACCGCUGAAGAGAUGGUGCAGCACUAUGAGAAUACGUCAUCAGUGGAUUAUAGCCUCAAAGAAGGGGAAACUUUAGUUCUUCAACUAAAAAAUAAAGAAAGUGGCAGCAAGACAAAAUCUGCAUUUUUCGAGCAAGGCCUGAACAAGCUGUCGUUCAAUGAAAAAGCAAACACCAAGGAGGCCACAGUGUCCCUCAAACUCCCACCACCUCCACCCUCACCCGUGUCUCCAACUGAUUCUGGAGUUGCCAUGUCCCCUUUCAAAGCAGAAUUUCCUUCCCAGGAACAACCAGGCACCGGCGAUGCCAGAGACGCCGCCGCUCCUUUCAAAGCAGAAUUUCCUUCACAAGAAGAAGCACUGGAUGAUACCGUGGAAGCUAGAGCGGAAGCUGCUCCUCGUAAUCAACCAGCCGCAGCAGAGAAGAGCAAACAAGGAAGCGUGGAUGAUGAGUUUGACUUUGGGGACUUCCAGGCUGCUGCUUGAAUCAUGUAUCCUGUACAUACGUCAACUUUAUUACGUGGACACAUACAUGUCUCCUUUCUUUUUCUUGGAUCUCCCGUCAGUUGUGACUUUUUUUUCGCCACCCGAGUUGUUGUACAGAGAGCUGUCAUAUGAUAAGCCGUAUAAAUUAAGAAUACAUAUAUAAGCCGUAGAACACGUUGAUGGAAA
Molecule: messenger RNA, 1477 nt
Organism: Aegilops tauschii subsp. strangulata
Lineage: Eukaryota; Viridiplantae; Streptophyta; Magnoliopsida; Poales; Poaceae
Biological process (GO): endocytosis
Cellular component (GO): membrane; clathrin vesicle coat
Source: RefSeq, a predicted model, not a curated record